Quercus robur (English oak) is the source of this 519-nucleotide messenger RNA. RefSeq lists its product as uncharacterized. The transcript has a single exon. Lineage: Eukaryota; Viridiplantae; Streptophyta; Magnoliopsida; Fagales; Fagaceae. Bases 1 to 519 code for a protein of 172 amino acids. The record is from RefSeq and is a predicted model, not a curated record.
AUGCCAGCACUUGUGGGAAGAGCCAAGAAGCAAAGUUUUAUUUAUAUCAAGGAAAGGGUUUGGAAAAAACUUCAGGUGUGGAAAGAAAAGUUGUUGUCUCAAGCAGGGCGGGAGGUGUUGAUCAAAGUUGUCAUUCAAGCAAUUCCAACAUAUACUAUGAGUUGUUUUAAACUCCUUAAGGGUUUAAUCAAGGAAUUGGAAGUUAUGAUACGAAAGUUUUGGUGGGAAUAUUGUGGCGGUAAUAGGAAGACCCAUUGGGUAAAAUGGGAUAGGCUUUGUGAAGCUAAGGAGGUUGGAGCAAUGGGGUUCAAAGAAAUUGAGAAGUUUAAUGAUGCUUUGUUGGCUAAGCAAGUUUGGCGGCUGAUAAAUAAUCCUACUUCGCUUUGUCAUCGUGUUUUUAAGGCGAGGUUUUUUCUGGAUUGUUCUAUUCUUGAAGCUAGGGAAUCUACUGUGGGUUCCUAUGCUUGGAAAAGUCUUCUUAGUGCAAGGGAUGUUAUUCGACAAGGGAUGAUUUUGUGA